GCGAUGCACAUGACAGUGGUUGGAUCGGUCUUUGCCGUCAUUUUGGCGACAUUUGUUCCUUCAGAUGACUGGUGCAACAACCGGGUGCGCAUUCCCAUCCAAAUGCCUGAUGCCCAACUUGUGGUUGCUGAGGACACUGAGGAGGAUGAAGAAUUCAAAUUU
Cladocopium goreaui is the source of this 162-nucleotide messenger RNA. The record is from the annotation of a GenBank genome assembly. NCBI's taxonomy places the organism in Eukaryota, Dinophyceae, Suessiales, Symbiodiniaceae.